UCAGCGGGCCACAUGGUCUCUGUCGCAUGUGCUCUCUUCUGCUGUUGUGGCAAAGACAACUACUGGUGACCCGUGGAGGAGCCUGGCUGUCUCCAGUCAUAACUUAUUUUGUGUCACAAAACAGUCUUCUUUUUUAAUUUUUUUAACCACUUAAAAUCUAUUCUAAGACUUGCUUACCUUGUGUGCUGUACGAAGGUAGACGGUGAACUGGACUUGGCUGACGGGCUGCACUGUGCCAACCCCAGGGCCCUUUCUUCUAUCCAGACAAGUGUGCGCCAAGUCCCUCUUGGGGCCGGGCCCAGGAAAUGGGAAGAUGGUGACAAACGGGGCCCUGUGCUUACUGUGCUUGAUGGCCUGGAAGGCUGGGAGAUGAGCCUGGGAGAAAUGAGUCUCCCCCUCCUCCUCCUCCUCCUCCUCCUCCUCGCCGCUAAGCCCCUGGAUCUCUAGCGUCUGGUUCCUUGACUCCUCCUCUUCUGCUCCUCUCUGGUGCCUCUGAACAUCACUUCUUUCCUGGCUCGGGGGCAGCCCCUGCCUGCCCUGCACAAAUGUCUCCUCACACCCUCUCCACUCCCAGGACAAAACUGCCAUAGAAAACCUGUCAACCCUAGCAGAGCUUGGUGGUGUGCCCCUGUGUGGUCCUAGCUCCUCGAGGGGCUGGGGAGCAUCACUUGAGUCCAUGAGUUCAAGACCAGUCUGCACAACAAAGCAAGACCCUGUCUCAGAAACAAACACAGCAGCCGUCAGCCAGGGAGAGCAGUCUGUUACAAACACCUAAUUUCUGAAUUCACCUGGGUCCUCUCCAGUGAUUAGAAAUCCUUUAUAUAUCUCUAGUCGCCUCCCCUUUGUAACCUGCCCUGUUCUGGAGCUCUGAGGGCCCUUUAUGGUCUGUGCGUCCCCAAAGUGGGCCUUUGCUUCAUUUGUACAAAGAAGAGGCUAUUGGACAAGGUCUUCCUCGCCUUGUCUCUUCUCUUCCUUAAUCUCCCUGCAGUUGCGCCCUUCCUUUUUGGUUCGAGGUAGCGUGUCCUCCCCUCCCAACGGCAGACUUCUGUGUUUCAGUGAGGGCCGUCCUUUUGCAUGGCAACAUUCUCUUCCUUCACACUUCAUGUUCAUCGUCUCCCAUUUCUCAGCUGCUCUCUCUCCUUACCACUGUCCACCCACUUUGUUCUGCACUCACCAGUGACAUCGCCAGGAGUGUCCCCAUGGAUCUGACUGCCAUCUUCAUUCCCGGUGAAUUUCCAUUGCCUCUUUCCUGCCAGGUGCUGGUUCAGCUCUUGGGCACCCCAAGGGCAGGGGUGGUGUGACAUUGGUCUUCCAGGCAGGGGACAGAGGAAUAUCAAGUCCUGUCCCCACCCAGUCACGCUGCCCCAAGAGCCAGUCUUAGGAACUGCAGUGGACCCUUGACUUACAAACUCAAUUCGUUCACGAGGGCUGGUUGUGACUCAAGUUGGUCAGUUGAAGGCUCAGGCUCCUCUGCACAGCCUUCAAAGUCUCUCACCUGUGUACAGGCAGAUCAGUGUCCUUAGCGAGCCACUGGCCCAGGAUUUCUCAGUGAACCCCACAUAGGAAAGGAUGCUGUCAUGUUCCUUCCAGAACUGUUUGAGGGUUAAAAUUGUAUCUGACAGAGUUCGAUCCCUGGUACCAAAAAAAAAACGCUGUAUCUGAGACCAUCUGAAAGCAUACGUGGCUGGCAUUUGGGUCAGCAUUCAGGUUUUAACUCAAGGCUGGUCAUGAGUUAAAACUAAAAUGCCAGCCGUAACCCAAGUUGUUCAUAUGUCAGGGUGGUCAUAACUUGAGGGUCCACUGUAUGACACAGGAAGCAAAACCAGAAAAGUCCAUGUUCUUCCUGAACCCGACAUCUUUUGCUGCAGUCCCCGGAACCCAGAACCCAUCUCUGCAUCCUCACUGAGCCUCAGCCCGACUCCCAUGCCCACCCCUGCCCUUGUACGGAUGCCCCAUCUUGUAAAUGGGUGGACCCACCUCCUUUUGUUCCCAGACAGGGUCUUAGUGCCUAGUGAUGCAGGGGGAAGAGCUAUGACUCCCAAACCUGCUAGAUAUCCGAAGCGCAUGUUCAUGUUCUCUAAAAUCGAAGAAUGAGGAGCAACAGAGGUAAAGUAUAGGAGAACUUUAUUGAGAGAAAGACAGCUCCUGUCUAGGAGAGGCAGAAUGGGGGCCAGAAUGUGGGUUGCCGGCCCAUCCUGCUUCUCAAAGUUGUUUAUGGGACAAACUCAAGAAGUGAGGGGGUUGAAGGUGGGGACAAAACUAUAGUCAGCUAGUGAGAUUGCAAAUGCAGUCACUUAGCUAAUCCUGAGCUAGUGAGAGAUCACAAGGUGGACGUGACACGGGACAAAAUUAUGAUCAACAAGAUUACGACAAGCAUAGUCGCUUAGGUAAUAUUGAUUGAAUGGGGAUCCAAGGGGGAAGCAAGUCCUGUAGCAAGCGGUACAAGGACCAAACAAGGAUUUUUGUUAAGGGGCGGGUCAGGGAUCUUUCUUGGAAAAUCUUGGUCCCCCACACAGGUGGUUGAUACCUAUUUAGAACAUAAAGCACUGCUGUUCAUCCCAGGGAAGCCUGUGGGUGUAGUAGUUAUUCUUCUUUUGUGAUCUUGGCCUUCAGUGAAUGUGUCUCCAUUGUCCACCCUGUUGGCUGCUCCAGGGUAACUGCCUACAAGAUAUCUAAUUAACUUUCCUAUCUAUGAUACUAGGAAGUCCCUAACGCUGAGAUAUGAACCUAGGCACCCUACCCUAGGAUAGGUUUGCAGGUUCCCUGACUUCCCUCAUGAAAAAGCUUUGAGGCUGGUGAGCAAGAGGUGUGGGUUAUUAAUAAGACAGAAAUUAAAUUAGAGAGUGAGCUUGGCCAGAGAGAGCAGAGCCUGAGGCCAGCCCCAGGAUGGGCAUCCGGGAAGUGAGUUCUCCCUUCUGACCCCGCACCUGCCCGGCUGGGGUGUCAGGAGCAGACACGGGCGCCGGGAGAGAGCUGGAUCUGCCAACAUCGCCCCGCUGCUUCCUGGAGCGGAGCGCAGUGCGCAGGCGAGAAGAGGCGGCCUCGCUGGGGAAGGAAGCCGGUUUGCAGGGGAGGAGCGGAUGCCCAGGCUCACCCGGCUCCUCCUCGGGGGAAGAGAGGAAAAGAUUCAAACUGGACUUGUGUCUCGAAGCUGUAAGUUUUCUUAGAAGUACAGUUAUAAAAAUUUGAUUUUCCUUGUGUGCUUUCUGCCAAUCUGAAUUUCCUCUGUCCUGCCUCGUCCUGGCUGCAGUAGUUUUGCAUGCCCGUACCCUGUGGAGGCCGUUCCCUCAUCCACACUUGUCCCUCCCCUGUCGCCUCAUCCCCUGUCUGAGCUGUGUCCCCCAUGCCGGGCACAGCGCCUCGGGACACAGGCAGCACUUGAUGAAGGUCAGCUCUCACUGAGGGCCAGGUGCUCAGGCAGGGCUCUCUGCUGGGCAGAUUCUGUGGUUAGGCUCCAGCGCAAGGGUCCGUUCUCCCACCGGGGACUGUCACUGAUCUGCCAUGGGGCAGCUCAUAACCCAGCCUGCGACGGCCCCGCCCCGUAGGAGUCCCUAAGCCCGAGAGGCCAGGCCGCUGAGAUCUGGAAAAGUCACAAAGAUCAGUGACAGUUGGCCCGGGGGCUCUGUCUUUCCAACCCCUUCCAUCUGAUCCGAGGAGGAAGGACUGGUGACUGAUGACUGCUUAUUAGUCAUUAAGAUGAACUAAAGCACGUGAGGUGGUCGCUCUCACUUUGCCUGCUGGUUUGUGAAGCUGCCGGAAGGAUGGCACCCUUCACAGCCUGGCUGGCAGAAAGCACACAUGCCCUGCGUGCUCUCCUGUCCCUUCAUCCUCCAGGUACAGGCCAACGUGUGGAGACGCCCUAACCGCAAGGAACCUGUGCAGUCCAUGCGCAAAACUGAGUGUGGAGACAGAGAGUUUAAAAUGGAGAUUUACCUAGAGAAGGUGCCGAAGGGAACUGAAAAGGCAGGGUCGGGGAAGCUGAGCUAGCUCAGGGGUAAUUAGGAAGAAAAGUAGGAGAAAAACUCCUCAAACAAUAGGCUUGAGUUGUUCUGCUAGGAAACCACCGGGCGGUUUCAAAGGUGAAAGUGUCAUUUUACAGUCUCCUUCUCUGCCCGCCAGGAAGUGUUUGCCUAAGUCCUAAUUUGGGUGUGUUCCUGUGGAACUGUUGCACCCCCUUCUGAGGGAAACAGAAACUUAAUCACGCAGGAAGUCAGACACUUAAAAACUGUGCAGCCCAGCGUGGCUGCAAGUGACUGGCGUGGAGGCAGAGAGCAGACCUGAUCCUCCUUAGACAGCGAGUCGGCCCUUCUCCUGCCAGCAUGAGAGCCCGGCAGCUGCCUGUGGACAUUCAGAUUUUCUAUUAUGCCGGGCCUGACCAGGAGCCCUUCGUGAAGAUCAUCACCGUCGAGGAGGCCAAGCGCAGGAGGAGCACGUGCAGCUACUACGAGGACGAGGACGAUGGGGGGCUGCCCGUGCUGCAGCCCCACAGUGCCCUGCUGGAGAACAUGCACAUCGAGCAGCUGGCACGACGCCUCCCAGCACGGGUGCAAGGCUACCCAUGGAGACUGGCCUACAGCACGCUGGAGCACGGGACCAGCCUGAAGACGCUCUACCGGAAGUCGGCGUCGCUGGACAGUCCGGUGCUGCUGGUCAUCAAAGACAUGGAUAACCAGAUCUUUGGAGCAUAUGCGACACAUCCCUUCAAGUUCAGCGACCACUACUACGGCACAGGAGAGACUUUUCUCUACACAUUUAGCCCCAACUUCAAGGUCUUCAAGUGGAGUGGAGAAAACUCAUAUUUUAUCAAUGGAGACAUAAGUUCGUUAGAACUCGGUGGUGGAGGGGGACGAUUUGGUUUAUGGCUAGAUGCUGACUUAUACCAUGGACGAAGCAACUCUUGCAGCACUUUCAAUAAUGACAUUCUUUCCAAAAAGGAAGACUUCAUAGUUCAGGACCUAGAGGUAUGGACAUUCGAGUGAACUUCAGUCUGCCUUAAACUGUCCCAUGAAAAAGACUGGGUUGGCUCAGUCCUCCUGACGCUCACCAGAAGACGAAGAAGGUCCAGCCCCUGCUGCCUCAUCCGACCACAAUGCUUUCUUUCUGCCAUCAGCUCUGAGCAUGGUCACCUUGCAGAAAGACCCCGAAAGGUACGUGUGGCGGGCAGACACUGGAGAAAGACCUUUAAUGGCCAGAUUGCUGAGAAAAGACUUUGUACUUCCACUUCUUCCAAAUCCACACCACGAGGAAUCAAAGUGUUUAUAGAUGUAUGAGUUGAAUGCAAUUUUUAUUUUUGGUAACUGUGAAAAAAAAAAUACUGUGGAAAUAUAUACAUGCCUUGUGUAUUUAUCAGCGUAAUUUUCAUUACCAAAAUGUACAGCUGUUGUUUGCCAUGGAAAAGGUUCGUCUCAUUUAGAAAAAUUGAAAGGAAAUAACACUUAAAGAGAAUGUAUGAUUUUUAAAAAUUGUUUUAUUUAUUUCUAGUAUAUUGUCUGAAGUGUGUUAGCAGGUUUUGUUUCUUGUUAAUAUGUCAAAUCUUGAAAUAAAUGUAUACAUUUUGUGCUAUGUUUUGGGGAA
Molecule: messenger RNA, 5574 nt
Organism: Heterocephalus glaber (naked mole-rat)
Lineage: Eukaryota; Metazoa; Chordata; Mammalia; Rodentia; Bathyergidae
Gene: Ncoa7
Product: nuclear receptor coactivator 7
Biological process (GO): response to oxidative stress; regulation of transcription by RNA polymerase II
Cellular component (GO): nucleus
Source: RefSeq, a predicted model, not a curated record